UAUACAAAAAAACAAAUAUAUUUUUAUACAAAUAUAUAUAGGUUUAUAUUUUAUAUUUUACCACAUUUAGAACGAUCGAAAGCCAUGYCGCUUUGUACUUUGGAUCGACUCAUCACCAUCUUUUCGCCAGGGGGGCGCCUGUACCAGGUGGAGUUCGCAGCCAAGGCAGUCAACAGGGAUAAUCGCACAAUGGUCGCCAUAGCGGGCGCCGACUGUGUUGUGCUGGUCGUGCAGAGGAAGCCGCUAUCUAAAUACGCCGUAAAAGAGACUGCGAAUCGCAUUUUCCGCAUCUCAGAUGUAUUGGGAUGUGCGGUGAUUGGACGCCAAGCCGAUUGCAAAUCGCACGUGCACAGGGCCCUCCAGGAGGCGUGCGUGUUCCAGCACAGGUACGGAUAUCCGAUGGCUGCCGACGUGAUGUGCCAGCGCUUGGGGGACAUCAAUCAAGUGUAUACUCAUGAUGCGAACAUACGUCCGCUGGCCUGCUCGAUAAUCCUGAUCUCGUACGACUUGCAGCUCGGGCCACUGAUCUAUAACACAGAUCCCUCGGGCGUUCCAAUUGGCUAUCGCGCCUGCGUCUUCGGCAGCGCAAUGCAGCGCGGCAAUUACUACGUGGACAGCGUGUACAAGCACAAUAUGAGCAAGGACGAGACAGUCAAGCUGGCCAUUAGAACCCUGGCCUUCGCCCUCGACAAGGAGCUGAGGGCGACCGACUUCGAAAUGGCAAUGGUCACCCAGUCGAAUCCCUAUUUUCACAUCCUAACCGAAUCGGAGAUCAAUACUCAACUCAUCCGCAUGACCAAAGGCCGAAAGCGCAAAAGGUGUUGCUAAGCUCUUACUAAGGGGCUGUUGAGCCAAGGCUCAAAUUCAAUUAUAACGAUUAUCU
Drosophila arizonae is the source of this 883-nucleotide messenger RNA. RefSeq names its product proteasome subunit alpha type-6 pseudogene. The record is from RefSeq and is a predicted model, not a curated record. Lineage: Eukaryota; Metazoa; Arthropoda; Insecta; Diptera; Drosophilidae.